Scaptodrosophila lebanonensis is the source of this 1796-nucleotide messenger RNA. It is a transcript of the gene sit, whose product is annotated as elongation of very long chain fatty acids protein 7. Lineage: Eukaryota; Metazoa; Arthropoda; Insecta; Diptera; Drosophilidae. The record is from RefSeq and is a predicted model, not a curated record. Gene Ontology annotation, molecular function: fatty acid elongase activity. Bases 170 to 1072 code for a protein of 300 amino acids. Gene Ontology annotation, cellular component: endoplasmic reticulum membrane. The transcript is spliced from 5 exons. Gene Ontology annotation, biological process: sphingolipid biosynthetic process; very long-chain fatty acid biosynthetic process; fatty acid elongation, saturated fatty acid.
CGUGGUUAGCGGAUGCCAGCAGAGCCAGGCAUUGUGCAAAGCUUGUUCGUUUAGAGCGUUUGACAACGUCGCAUGCGCGCUAAGCAGAUUUUUAAAUUUCGCAAACUAAGUCUACGUCCAGAAGCCCCUAAACCGUGCUAGAGACACCAAGAGACAAAAGAAUUUAAAAAUGGCGGCCGUGAACGGAACCCAAACAGAUUAUUGGAACUUUUUGUUCAUUGAGCUGGCAGAUCCGCGCACCAAUGACUGGUUCUUGAUCAAAUCCCCGUUGCCCCUGCUCACCAUUCUGGGCUUCUACCUCUACUUUGUGCUCUCAUGGGGUCCGAAGUUCAUGCGCGACCGCAAGCCCUUCAAGCUGGAGCGCACGCUCCUGAUCUACAAUUUCUUCCAAGUGGCGCUCAGCGUGUGGAUGGUGUACGAGGGCGUGGUUAUUUGGCGCUAUUAUAGCUGGCGCUGCCAGCCAGUCGACUGGUCGCGCACCCCAAAGGCUUAUCGGGAAGCACGCGUGGUCUAUGCCUACUAUCUGGCCAAGAUUACUGAACUGCUGGACACGAUUUUCUUCGUGCUGCGCAAAAACGAUCGCCAGGUGACCUUCCUGCAUGUCUACCACCACACAGUGAUGCCCAUGAUCAGUUGGGGCACCAGCAAGUACUAUCCUGGCGGCCAUGGUACGUUUAUUGGCUGGAUCAACUCUUUCGUGCACAUCAUUAUGUACUCGUACUACUUCCUUUCUGCUUUCGGACCGCAAAUGCAAAAGUAUCUGUGGUGGAAGAAGUACAUCACAAAUCUGCAAAUGAUCCAAUUCUGCUGCGCCUUCCUCCAUCAAACCCAAUUGCUUUACACCGACUGCGGCUAUCCCAGAUGGACGGUCUGCUUCACCCUGCCCAAUGCCGUGUUCUUCUACUUCCUGUUCAAUGACUUCUACCAGAAGUCCUACAAAAAGAAACAGGCGGCCAAGACGUUAACCACGGCCGACAACAACAACGAUAGCUGUGCUAAGAAUCUGAAUGCCGAGGGCAAGAGUCUGGAGAAGACGCUUCAGCAGACGGCGGCGCAAAAGAAGGCGCUGUAAGCUGCAGCAGCGAGGGGCGCUGUUCACCAUCCAAAUACUCGUACAAAGCGGGAUACACAGAGACAAAGAAACUCACACACACACACACACACAAACAUACACACACACACACACACACAAACAUACACAUAGAUAGACACGCAGAGUUAGCCAGAGUUGAACUUUUCUCGAAACAGGGCGCGUUUGUUCUACAAUAUGUGCAAUUUGUUAACUAAUUUGUUAAGUAAUCUGCCGCCAAAAAAGACAUAAAACAGCUAAAACAAAUCUAAACUAAAAAAAGAACUAAUAAGAAAAGACAAAAGAAAAUAUUGAUACGAAGACACGAAAAAAAGUUCAAGCUAAUAUUGUAUGUAAACAGUUUAAUGCUUUUGCAGCCGAACGCUUUGUUUUUAUGUAGCGUGACACGCUUUGUGCUUUGCUUUUGUUGUUGUUGUCCAGCUGACCAAUCGAAUGGGGCCUGCCUGAGGCCAGUGUAGGCAAGAGGAGGCGUGGAGGGCGUGGAGCAGAGGAGAGCUGACAAAAAGAAUAAUGAAUCACAUGAACAGUGACCAUUUAAUAUUCGAUUCGUUCAAACUGAACUUAGUUAAGUGUAAAACAAGCGUUAGUUGUGUAAAUAAGUGCAUGUAUGUUGUCAUAAGAUUUUAUAUACCGGUAUAUAUGUAUGUAUAUGUAAAUGUAGAAUGUAGGCCUAAACGUAAACGAACAAGUACACAUAAAAUAACAA